AUGCUGUGGACUAUUUUAUUAUUUUCGCUUAAACAAAUUAAUAUACAUUCUGUUUUUGAAUUAUAUAUCUAUGUGAAUUAAAUAUGUUUGUGUUUUUCUAAUGCAAUUUUUUUUCAUCAUUUUAGCUGUCUAUUUUUACUUGAAUUUAAUAACGAACUAUUUUAAUUACAUGAUAUCACUGCACCAGGAAGAUCCGCCAUAAAGGAAAAACAUAAAAGUUUUGUGACUAAAUAAAUUCGAUUUAAAACUCAUAUAAAUAGUGACGACAUAGUUUAACUUGCUAGAGUUAUUACUUUACAUGUGUGAAAGAUAAUUAGUCAUUGACAAUAAUGUAGUCGUGUUUAGUUUAUCAAAUAUUUUAUGUUUUUACCGAGCAAAGGCCAUUGGAGGAUAAAGAUUUAAUUUAUAGAUCUAGUGAAAAAAAAAUGUUUUGAAUUUUAUCUGUUUAUGAAUUUAAGGAAAUAAUUUCUAAAUACUUCGGACAAAAUGGAUGUAGUAAGGUCACUUGUCAGUAAAAACAAGAGACGCUACAAAGAAGAUGGUUUUGAUUUGGAUUUGACAUAUAUUUACCCAAACAUCAUUGCUAUGGGGUUUCCUGCAGAGAAACUGGAAGGGGUGUACAGGAAUCACGUGGAUGAUGUUCUCAGGUUUUUAGACUCCAAACACAAAGACCAUUACAGAGUAUAUAAUUUGUGCUCAGAGAGGAAGUAUGAUGGGGCAAAGUUCCACAAUCGUGUGGUCAUGUACCCAUUUGAGGACCAUCACCCGCCACCUCUGGAGCUUAUAAAGCCAUUUUGUGAAGAACUUGAUACAUGGCUUCAUGGGGAUUCUCGAAACAUUGCAGCUAUACAUUGUAAAGCUGGAAAGGGGCGGACAGGGGUGAUGAUAUGUGCGUACUUGUUGCAUAGAAGAAAGUUUACUGAUGCGAAGGAAUGUCUCGACUACUAUGGUAAAACUAGGACAAGAGAUGGGAAGGGCGUGACUAUACCAAGUCAAAGAAGAUACGUAGAGUACUACGGAGAGCUGAUGAAGCAUAAUGUAUCAUAUGAGAGAAAAACGCUACUCUUCACAAAAGUUAAAUUUAUUACAGUACCUCAUCUAAACAACGGCACCUGUAAUGUGUACUAUGAUAUAUCUGCCUCAAAAGUGAAGCUGGCUUCAUCAACAGUAUUUGAGGGUCAACAAUCAAAGAAAGGUACAAUUCUAGAAAUGCCCUUACAGAAAGCUGUUGUUGUGUGCAGUGAUGUAUGUGUGGAUUUUUUUCACAAAACUCCUAGGAUAGGAAAAAAGGAGAGGAUAUUUCAAUGUUGGUUCAACACAUUCUUUAUCAAGGACGAGGAAUAUUGUGAGGAUGAGAACGGGAAAAAGAAGCGCUACCUCACUCUUACUAUGACCAAGUCAGAACUUGAUAAAGCCAACAAAGACAAAACAAACAAAAUCUAUAAAAAAGAUUUCAAGGUGGUGUUUUAUUUUGAAUACCCCAUUGAAGGGACUUAUAUCAGCAAUCCAAAUGGUGUAAAUAGAUCUCGGACUGAUGAUAGCUUAUGUACAAGACCAACAGCUAGGAAUGGAAAUACCAGUAACGGCAGUAUUAGAGGUAUUGGUACAAACCGGAAUGCUGUUACUUUGCCGGUUGAAUCUUUGAGUAGAUUUCACCUAUCUGAUAGUGACGCAGUUUGUUCGGAGGAUUCCAGUCCAAGAGGUCCCCCGACGUCACAGUCGUUUCCGGAGUUAGGAAAGUUUGAGAAUGCUAGUACAUUAGUUAGUGCACAAAAACAUCUACAAGUUACAAAUAAACAAACUCGCCCUCCAAAACACUCGCCUACGGGCAAUCGCAGAGGGCGUAACUUUACUGACGUGAAUAGUGAUAACGACUUGGCUUCAACGGGUGAAAGUGAUCAAGAGGAUAAUUUCUCGGACAGCGAUACUGAUGAUGAAUGGGAUGGGUGUGAAGUGACAGCGGUAUAGUGGUUAAUGUACAGAUAUACUGUCUUGUAUGGGAUAUGAAAGCAUAAUAUGUCAAAUGAAAUAUUUUAUUAUUAAGAAACGCUAUUUUUCCUGUAGGAGACAGUAUAAAUUUUGUUAAUGUGAUGAGUGUAUGGCAGCUUAAAUGGUUUUUAAAAAGUAAUUUAAUAAUUUAAAUCAAGUCACUUUGUACAAAAAAUAUAUAUAUAUAUAAUAAACAUGAGUUAGGGGACCAGUCUAAAACUAUAGCUUCUGAUUGGCUGUUUCGAGUCGCUGAUUUGAAAUUAUCCUUGGUCAAAG
Messenger RNA from Ruditapes philippinarum (Manila clam), 2265 nucleotides. RefSeq names its product phosphatidylinositol 3,4,5-trisphosphate 3-phosphatase and dual-specificity protein phosphatase PTEN-like. Gene Ontology annotation, cellular component: cell projection; plasma membrane; nucleus. NCBI's taxonomy places the organism in Eukaryota, Metazoa, Mollusca, Bivalvia, Venerida, Veneridae. The record is from RefSeq and is a predicted model, not a curated record. The transcript is spliced from 9 exons. The coding region runs from base 487 to 1968 and encodes 493 amino acids. Gene Ontology annotation, molecular function: phosphatidylinositol-3,4,5-trisphosphate 3-phosphatase activity; protein tyrosine phosphatase activity. Gene Ontology annotation, biological process: phosphatidylinositol dephosphorylation; cell motility; negative regulation of cell population proliferation.